Meloidogyne enterolobii is the source of this 1171-nucleotide messenger RNA. The record is from the annotation of a GenBank genome assembly. Lineage: Eukaryota; Metazoa; Nematoda; Chromadorea; Rhabditida; Meloidogynidae.
CCCCGUAUUUUUGCCUCAAGAUUCGGAUCGAUUAUUGACGUUGAACACUACCACCUUGCUUAUUUAUUUUUUAGGCGAGUAUUUGUUGGCUACCAUUUUGUGCAGAGUUUUUAAACCUACCAAAAAAAUGGUUACAACAGUUAAAAACAACAAACUUAAAUGGCUAUCCCUUUUUAUUUUAAUUGCACAAACAACCGCUUUGGUGUUGACUUUACGUUAUUCCCGAACACAAACAGGGGAAGGACCCAAAUAUUUAUCUUCUACAGCCGUUUUGAUGGCAGAAAUUGUUAAAUUUAUAACUUGUGUUUUUGUGUUAUUUUUUCAAAAUGAUUGGAGUUUUGAUCGGUUAUUGAGAGUUUUGAAUGCCGAUGUUUUUAAUAGAUUAAAUGAAACGACUAAAAUUGGUGUGCCUGCAUUGCUUUAUGUUAUACAAAAUAAUUUAUUAUUUCUUUCACUUUCAAAAUUAGAUGCGGCAACAUAUCAAGUCACUUAUCAACUCAAAAUCCUCACAACAGCCUUCUUUUCAGUUACUAUGCUCAAUAAAAAAUUAAAUAUUUUAAAAUGGAUAGCUUUACUUUUGCUAACUGGCGGGGUAGCUCUUGUACAGCUUCCGAAAAAUUCUCUAAAACCCAAUAUUGUUUACGACCACAAUUCCAGCGACAGAUUAAUUGGACUUUUUGCAAUUUUAGCUGCUUGUUUUUCUAGUGGAUUUGCUGGGGUUUAUUUGGAAAGAAUUUUAAAAACUGCUUCGGUUCAACUUUGGACUCAAAAUUUGUUACUUUCUUUCUUCAGUAUUUUUGGGGCUUUUGCAAUGACUUGGAUUUAUGAUUGGGAACAAGUAAAACUGUGGGGGUUUUUUCAUGGAUAUAAUACAACUAUUUGGAUUGUUGUGGCUUUACAGGCUUAUGGAGGUCUAGUAAUUGCUUUAGUCGUUAAAUAUGCGGAUAAUAUACUCAAAGGAUUUGCUGUUUCUUUAUCUAUUUUGUUGAGCAGUUUUAUUUCUUGGGGGUUACUUAAUGACUUUGAACCUUCGUUUACAUUUGUUUUGGGUGCUUCGAUUGUGAUACUUUCUACUUUUCUUUAUGGUUUCGAACCUCAACGACAACAACAAAAAAUAAUAACGCCCUCAUCUUCAGAAAUUAAAUUACAAAUAAGUAAAAGUUUAAAUUAA